Messenger RNA from Phaedon cochleariae (mustard beetle), 1632 nucleotides. Lineage: Eukaryota; Metazoa; Arthropoda; Insecta; Coleoptera; Chrysomelidae. The record is from the annotation of a GenBank genome assembly.
ACUUACAGCGCAGAGCAUUGGGGUCAGACUCGUCAGUCGCCAAAACCGACCAUGCAUUCAUUUCACAUUCUUUCUGUCGCUUCAACCUUUGUGAUGUGCUGUGCAGUAGUGGAAAGUGAUUUACAGUUACACAGCGAUGAUCAUUACUUGAAUGAAAGGAACCGCAUCCUAAAACUAGAGAAAUAUCUCUUCGCAGGAGGACAAUUCGAGCUAACAGACAAAGAAAAACGUGUCAACGAGAUAAUAUUGCAGAAGAAGAAAUCUGAAUUAUCAAGAGGAUACAAAAACGUCAGCGACUUUCUACCAUCUCAGCAUUUCUUCCAAUCAAGACGGCGAAUAGACCAAUCUCAAGUGUUUGCAGUGAUCAAGAAUGUACCUAAAGGGGCGAGCUUACAUACGCAUCUCUUAGCCGGAGUAUCCCCUAACUACAUAAUAGAAGACAUCACUUACAGGGAUAACAUUUACGGAUGUUACUUGAACGGAACUUUCAAGUUACGGUUCCUUGAAGAUGCUAGCCAAGACACACAAUGUAAUUGGAAAAAGAUCAAAGAAUAUAGAAAGGAAAACCCUGAUUUCAACUCUUUCCUCCUGGAACACUUAUCUCUGGAAGUAGAACACCCUAGUGAAGCCUAUCCAACACCUGACGUUGUUUGGACUCGUUUUAAAAAGAUUUUCACCACCGAGUACGAUAUGGUAGCUUACAAACCUGUUUUUAUUGAUUACAUUUACCGGUUUCUCGAGGAACUUUAUAUGGAUAACGUUUUUUACACCGAGAUAAGAGGGUCCAUCAUGCCACUGUACGAUCUCAACGGUACCGUCCAUGACAACGAAGAAUUCUUCAAGGUGUUCAUAGACGUAGUUGAAAAGUUCAAAAGAGACCACCCCAACUUCGUAGGAGCUCGAUACAUUCAUUCAAUCUACCGAGGCGUAGGCACAGAUGAUCUCAGGUCUGGUUUGAAGCAACUAACUGAGCUCCAAAGAAAAUUUCCCGAUUUCAUCGCUGGUUUCGAUUUUGUUGGUUUUGAGGAAGAGGGGAAAAGGCUAGUGGAUUUUCAUGAAGUGCUACUAGAAUUCAGCGAGGAUCUGAAGUUUUUCUUCCACGCUGGUGAAACUAACUGGUUCGGACACACUGACCUCAAUUUGGUGGACGCAAUACUAUUGAAUUCAUCAAGGAUCGGCCAUGGGUUUGGUUUAGACAAACACCCUGUUGUGACCAAAAUGGCGAAAGAAAAAGGCAUUGCUAUAGAACUCUCUCCUAUUUCUAAUCAAGUCUUGCUGUUGAAUAAUGACCCCAGAAAUCACCCCGCUGUUCCUUUGAUGGCAAAAGGUCUUCCAGUGGUGAUUUGUAACGAUGAUCCAUCUGCAUGGGGUGCCACAGGACUCAGCUAUGAUUGGUAUAUUGUAUUUAUGGCGAUGACUCCGGAAAAUGCUGGAAUAGAGGUUUUGAAGCAGUUUGCCGUGGAUUCUAUCAAACAUAGUGCGAUGAGCGAACCAGAGAAAAUAGAAGCUAUGCAUAAGUGGACAGGAGAAUGGGAAAAAUUUCUUGAUGAAAUGCUUUAUAUAUCAUGUACAUAGAAAAAUUCUACAUGUAAUUGAAUGAUUAUUUGAUUAUAGAUUGUUUUAUGCCCAAGC